AUGGAGCGAUAUGGAGUGGUCGACGGGAGGUUUUGCUUCGAAGGCGGCUCUCACUGUGGAAAGGGUGAGGGUCUGCAUCUGCUCAUCACCGACCAGGCUCAGGACAUCACCGACUCCUUCGACCUGGCUGCCCAAGGCAAAACCUCCUUGCAGAGACCGGGCAACUCGAGAAAAAGUGGUACUGAAAAAGUAUCAAAAUCUCGACCAAAUACGCGACUUUCAGACUUGAAUACCGUGGAUCAAUCAUUACCCGACACGUCCAGCGGUUUGUAUGAAGAAAACUUCUUUGGAGACGACCGUGGGAGAGUAUCACCUUUCUGGCCUUCCGAUGAGAGGCGAGGGUAUGAUGAACAUGACAUGCGAUGUCCUAAUGACCUUGAAAUAGGGGCCAGACCACCAUGGAGUGGCGCUGAUCACAUAACAUUAGAGCGUUGCAACAACUGUCUCACAAAACUUGGAGCUAUGACUCGGUCUUCAACGGUAGCUUUCACGCCCGGCACUCACUUCAAUCCUGCUUGGACAAUGGAAUCAGUUCCUGAAAGUGGUUCUGACAACUCCUCAUAUAGUACAGAAUACUUGACGCCCAGGGCAAUAAAGAAAUCUUUAGAAGCAUGUCAAUGUCAAGAAAAACCACCUUUACGGCCACCGAAACCCACACACCUAGAACAAAAGAAGCCCCCUGCCCCUCCUCCUUCACAAGGAUGCACAUGUUCUCUAAAUGACAACUAUUUGAACAAUCCCAAAGUAGGCCCUUACGAAAAUUACGACGUGCCCAAAGCUACGCAUACAGAGGUUGACAACUCGGAAUAUUAUGAUACUCCAAAAAGAAUAAAACAAGCAUUAGCAGAUGAUUUAUUUCAAGUCACAAAUAGUUCUAGUCCUGGGUCAUUAGUUUUGAAGAAAAACUGCGGCUGUAUUCUCAAAUUUGGUUCAAGAAAAAAGCCUGUUAUAGUUGAAUGCGAAGAAAGUCUACAACCAGUCGAAUGUCCUUGUCAAAAAGUAACAAACUGGGCAAACAAUCUGAUUAGUCUUCCCUACUGCAAAAAGCCUGCAAACAGUGAAGUAAAUACCGAACUACUUACAAAUAAAAAAUCAGAAGAUAUGGCCAUCUAUGCGACGGUUGACAUGUCACGAAAAACAAACAGACAAAGCGGAUCCAUGAGUGAGAAAAAUCUAGUUUUGAGCCUACCAAAUGAAUCCGAUUAUCAAAAUUAUCAAAACGUUGAACCUAAAGAACAGAGCGAAUUUGAAGGAGCAUAUGCGAACUAUGAAAAUCUAGAAUUUGCUUUAUCACUUGAAUAUUAUGAGAAUGCCAAAGACCUUCUAAAGAAAGCUGGCGUUACUCAAACUGAACUUGACGCCUUGAGUGCUAAUGCUAAUGAAGCAAUUAAAUUACCAAAGAAAACGCGACUUUGUACAAAAUGUGGACACUCACCAAACGAACCACACAAACAUCACGAUGCUGGUAAAAAUAAAAGCGAUGAAUAUUUACUAAUGGAACCGACACCAGAGCAAGGAAUCUGUAGUCGCACAUUAGGUCCUAACCCUGGGUACACACCUAUGUCACCUAACCCUAAUUGGUCACAAAGUUUGAAACAUCCGAUGCAUAGAGUGCAACGAGUAGAAAUAGAAAAAUCUCUUAGCAUACCUGUGCUAAAUGGCUCAAAUAGAUCUCAAAACUUUAGUGCUUGCGGUUUGACUAACAGAGAGGCAAUGCAGAAGAGAUCAAGUUCUGUAGACUCAGCAAGGUUACUCGAAGACCUAAAAGAAUUCGACAGCAGCAUCGGAAGUCAUGCAACGUCGUCCUCUUUGGAAACGUUGCGUAAUUUGGCGAUAGAGAACAGAAGGACAUCAUCACCUUGUGAAAACGAGAGAGAGUGUUACGAAUGCUGUAAGUCAUCUGACUCUGAAAACAAGACGUCAGAAGAAAGCUCGACAAAAGAAGUUCCUCAUUUACGAAAUAAGCACAUGGACAAUGCUCAAAUUAAGAGAUCGUCGAGUGUUCCUUGCAAAUCUGGCGGGAAUAGAGACUCGUCAAGCUCAAACGACUCUGGUGUGUCAAGUUGUUCAAUGAAACAUGGUGCAGGCGAAUACCAUGAAUUUGAAAUGCCGUUAACAUCAGGUCAUUCACGGUACCAAUACAUGCUGCAAAGGAGGAUGAGAGGGCAUGCCGUGGGAUGUCUUCACUCCUCUUUGCCAAGAAAAUCAAAGUCCUCCGAUCCUCUAAGAGACCUCUCGAUGCAAGUGCACAAAGCGAAUGUACCAGCAAAAUCUUCUUCAGCUGAAGCAGAAGUUCCUGUGUUGCCCCCAAAGCAAUUCAAAGGUAUAAUGGAUACGCACAGCACAUCAAGUGGCACGUCUGAUAUGUCGGAUUACAUUGAAACUCUGUCGUUGACAUCGUCCCAUUCAUCCUCAGACACUCCUACGGGAUUAAGGAUGAGCCGACAACCCACCAGCACCCUUCGUCCCCGCUCUGGCAAAGAAUACCACAACCUGGACCCCAUCAUCACCUCAAUGUACAAAAACGGGAAGGAGCUAUCCAACUACACCAACCUACCUUAG
Ostrinia nubilalis (European corn borer) is the source of this 2562-nucleotide messenger RNA. RefSeq lists its product as uncharacterized. NCBI's taxonomy places the organism in Eukaryota, Metazoa, Arthropoda, Insecta, Lepidoptera, Crambidae. The record is from RefSeq and is a predicted model, not a curated record. The coding region runs from base 1 to 2562 and encodes 853 amino acids. Gene Ontology annotation, biological process: positive regulation of protein tyrosine kinase activity; neuromuscular junction development. Gene Ontology annotation, molecular function: protein kinase binding. The transcript is spliced from 6 exons.